This is a messenger RNA of Anopheles bellator, 1182 nucleotides long. Its product is annotated as putative leucine-rich repeat-containing protein DDB_G0290503. The transcript has 6 exons. NCBI's taxonomy places the organism in Eukaryota, Metazoa, Arthropoda, Insecta, Diptera, Culicidae. The record is from RefSeq and is a predicted model, not a curated record. Bases 7 to 1182 code for a protein of 391 amino acids.
AUCAACAUGAACGACGCCGCUUUAAUUGAGGAUUGGAACAGCAUUAUUCCAUUCAAAAUCAAAGCCAAUGAGCUGGAAACACCCACAGAAAAGUUUCUAUUCAAGUGCGUGUUAAGUAUUUUCAAGCUUAUGCAUUACGAUGUGUCUAAUUACGAAUAUAUGUACAACGAACCAUUCGAUAUUUUAAUGGUCAGGCGAGUGGAGUUUGUGGCCCGUAUCAAUUACAUUUACCAACUUUGUUCGGACUCCAAACAAACGUCGUAUUUCUUCGUUGAUCUUGUCAAACCAACUGCCAAAAAAGUGAAGCAUUUACUUAAGAUCCUUCUUAACUAUCUGUUUUACAUCAACAUGGUUAAAGAGACUGUGUUGGAAAAGGCUAACCGGUGCACAGAAAAGUACAACGAGUUGAAGUCAAAACUCAACCAAGAGCAGAUAGUGAAGGAAGAAAUCCAAAUUCGGGCAAAUAAUAUGAACCGCGACAUCGAUGAGUUAAAGAACAAGCUUCCACAGAUUAAUCAGCACAUUGAAGCACUUGUUGAGAGCCACAAGUUGAUGCGCGGAAAACUGGCAGUACUUGAAGCAAAGGACCAGGAUAUGAUUGAGAAAAUACUAAACCUGAAAAAGCAAUUGUUGCAAUUGGCAGAACAUAAAGUUACAGACGACGAGGCUUUGGCACUCAUAGAGAAGAAAGAAGCUCUCGAACGAGAACUUAUUAUGCUCACGGAAAAUGAGAAUCAACUACAGGAAAAUAAUGCCAUUCAUGCGGCGUCCAUUCACAAAAUGCAGCCAUGCAUCAUUUUAUUGGAGAAACUGUCCCAAUACGAGUUUGAUACAUCGUGUCGGACAUUGCAAAACGAGCUGAAACAAAUGAAGCUAUCGAUCGAUCAGGCGGAACAAAGAUUUCAGAAGUUGAAAAACAUUUCAGAUGGACUAACGAACAGUUGUAAAGAGAUGGAAGCGUACAUCGCCGACAAACAAACCGAAUUUUACGCUCGCAACAAAGUGGUGAAGAAAGUAGAACAAAAACACGUUCUAAAACUACGUUCGUUGGAGACAGAGGUAUCAGAACUGGAAGAAACAGACGAGAUGUUUAUGGACAUUAUGAAAAAAGAAGAAAAGGAACUGGAAAUGAUCGAGAAUAUGAAACAAGAAACCUUAGAUUUCAUUGAAAACAAACAUUAA